Molecule: messenger RNA, 864 nt
Organism: Rhagoletis zephyria (snowberry fruit fly)
Lineage: Eukaryota; Metazoa; Arthropoda; Insecta; Diptera; Tephritidae
Product: glycine-rich protein DOT1-like
Source: RefSeq, a predicted model, not a curated record
CGACAUUUUCCAAUCAAUAAAAGCCCAGCCACUUUCAAAUCAAUCAAUCAGUUUGCUGUGAAUAUUCUGAGAGGUACGAGCAAACCUGACGAAGAUGAAUAAAUUUACGGUAAUUUUUGUUACACUAGCAGUGCUGGGCGCUGUUAGUGCCUACGGCGGCGGCGGCGGCGGCUCAAAAUAUGGAGGUGGUAGUGGUGGCUUCGGUCCUGGUGGCGGCAGCGGUGGUGGAAAUAGUGGAGGUGGCGGCUUUGGACCCGGUGGUGGUAGUGGCGGCUUUGGUUCUGGCGGCGGCGGCGGUGGUGGAAACGGUGGAGGUGGCGGCUUUGGACCCGGUGGUGGUGGUGGUGGCGGCUUUGGUCCCGGAGGCGGCGGCGGUGGUGGAAAAGGCGGAGGUGGCGGCUUUGGACCCGGUGGUGGUAGUGGCGGCUUUGGUCCUGGCGGCGGCAGCGGUGGUGGAAAUAGUGGAGGUGGGGGCUUUGGACCCGGUGGUGGUAGUGGCGGCUUUGGUUCUGGCGGCGGCGGCGGUGGUGGAAACGGUGGAGGUGGCGGCUUUGGACCCGGUGGUGGUAGUGGCGGCUUUGGUCCUGGUGGCGGCGGCGGUGGUGGACACAGUGGUGGUGGUUACGGCAGCAGCUAUGGUGGUGGCUAUAAGAAGCACGGAUAUUAGGCUUAAGACAAGUGUGAUGAGCAUUUUCCUUUGCUGUGAUUUUUUUGCCAAGAAAUUGUGUGCAAUUAAGUUGAAACUGUUAAAUUGUAUUAAAAUUUAAGAUAAAUACAUACUCAUGUAUGCAAAAGUGGACACCUGCUUAUAGCGACUAAUAAUGAAAUAAAAUAUGUUAUUUUUUUGAUAACUACCUCAUAAUA